AAUUCCAUUUCGAAACCUUGGAAAUAAUCUAUCUUAACGAAAAAGAAGCAAUUUUUUUUAACGAAGUGAAGGCAUUUGAAAACCAAGUUUUCACGCCCAUCCUAAUGGCAAUUACAAGUAUCUAAAGUUGAAAUAUUUUUCAAUGACUAACCUUUAUUGUUCCACGUAUGAAUACCCGAAAACUUUCUAUUCCAACUGCGCAAAUAUGCAGAUGUUAGAAUCUAAAUCUAAAUACAGGGCUAUUGACGCUUUUAGUCUCCUAAAUAGUUUGCAAUGCGUAGUCGCGGUCCCCAGUUGGGACCUACACUGAAGUCUAAUCUAGUUUCCUUCGCCUCCCACAGUAACCCAGAAGCAAAGUAACUGAAGGAAAAUAUACACAGUGCAGAAAAAACUGGGGCAAACAUGGACCCAUAACCUACUUACCGCACACAACGUAUAAAAAAUUCGCCGUCGCGAUAGCUCGACUUCUGCGCCGAUCGCUCCCGCCACCAAGUUAAAAAUAUCCAAAUAACGUCUACCGCGCAUACCCGCCCCCGUGUGCGUGAGCCCCAUAUCCUCUGUACAUAUGUACAAUACUUGUCGUUGUCGUCGUCGUGCAUCGUUGUUGUUCUCGCUGUUAUCCUAAUUAUUUAUCUUCGUCCGCUGGCAGUAACCUGCGAAUAGUAACAUAACAAAAGUGUGUUCUUCGGUGUUGUCUCGUGUAAGUGUCUAUAAUUUGUUUAAGUACGACAAGCGAUCGGUGCGACUCAAAAAGUUCCAAGUCACCUGUCUGUGUGUGCAAUCCCACAAUAUCGCCAUCAAGCAACCACUGGAACUACCAAACCAAUCGACGCCACCAAACCCCAAUAUCUGAAAUUGGCAAACAACUAAAUGUAUUUGUCUUCAAAGCGCUCUGGAUCCACUCGUCCUGGAGAAUUCAUGUUGUAAGAAAUCCGUUUUAAUCAACACUAUUUGCAAGAAAUUACUGAUCUUACACUAAAAUUAUUUGUUUUCCGAUAAGUAAUUAAAAACAAUAUUACAAUUUCGACCGGGUAAGAUAAAAAUUACAAUUUAUGGAUUAAAGAAGGCUCAGAUGAAGAAACUUAAAAGCACGGAUAACCAAAAUAAAAACCAAAUCCAAACCAUCAAAAAAAACGAUUAAGUUCGAGGAAAAGCACACACAAAAAAUCAAGAAUAAUAAAUGAUGCAUAUUAAUCAAAAAGGAAUUUAACUCAAUUGUAUGGAAACUAGAAAUGUUACAUUCACACAACACAAACCACAAUAAUAACAAUAACCGCAAAAACAACAACAACUUUAACCAAGGCUAUAAAAUGCAUUUCAAAAGUGCAACGGCGGCUAAAGCAACAAUAAUGAAACAUAAGUUAAGCAAAUAUUACGAAUAUGGUUGGAUGCAAGUCUUCCUACUACUAACAGUCCUCGUGAUUGGUAAUCAAAGUGCCUGGCAGGAGAAUAUACGACCAAAACUCUACGUUGAAUUAGGUCCCGAAGAUGUACUGAAGUUUGUGGGUAACGAAAGUGUCGUGGAUCACUUUAAGCUCGUCACAAAGGAUGGCAACAGUCUGCUCAUCGGUGCCAGAAAUACGGUUUUUAAUUUAAGCAUACAUGAUCUCGUCGAGCAGCAGCGUUUGGUCUGGACGUCGCCAGAGGAUGAUACCAAAAUGUGUCUCGUCAAGGGCAAGGAUGAGGAGGCCUGUCAGAACUACAUACGCAUCAUGGUGGUGCCAUCGCCGGGUCGCCUCUUCGUCUGCGGCACCAACUCCUUCCGCCCCAUGUGCAACACUUACGUGAUCAGCGAUAACAACUACACGCUGGAGGCAACAAAGAACGGACAGGCGGUGUGUCCCUACGACCCCCGGCACAACUCCACUUCUGUGCUGGCUGACAACGAACUGUACUCCGGGACCGUGGCGGAUUUCAGUGGGAGCGAUCCGAUUAUCUACCGAGAACCCCUGCAGACCGAGCAGUACGAUAGCCUUAGUCUCAACGCGCCGAACUUCGUGAGCUCAUUUACGCAGGGAGACUUUGUCUAUUUCUUCUUUCGGGAAACCGCUGUGGAGUUCAUCAACUGCGGCAAGGCGAUUUAUUCGCGCGUCGCCCGCGUCUGCAAAUGGGAUAAGGGGGGCCCGCAUCGAUUCCGAAACCGCUGGACGUCCUUCCUUAAGUCCCGACUCAACUGCUCCAUUCCUGGCGAUUAUCCCUUCUACUUUAACGAGAUCCAAUCGGCCAGCAAUUUAGUGGAGGGACAGUAUGGCUCUAUGAGCUCGAAACUGAUCUACGGAGUCUUCAACACGCCGAGCAACUCGAUUCCUGGCUCAGCGGUUUGUGCAUUUGCCCUUCAGGACAUAGCCGAUACGUUUGAGGGCCAGUUCAAGGAGCAAAGCGGCAUCAACUCCAACUGGCUCCCAGUAAACAAUGCCAAGGUGCCCGAACCUCGCCCUGGCUCCUGUCACAACGAUUCGAGAGCUCUUCCGGAUCCCACAUUGAACUUCAUCAAAACGCAUUCGCUAAUGGACGAGAAUGUGCCGGCAUUUUUUGGUCAACCGAUUUUGGUCCGGACGAGCACAAUAUAUCGCUUCACCCAAAUCGCUGUAGAUGCACAGAUCAAAACUCCGGGCGGCAAGACAUAUGAUGUUAUUUUUGUAGGCACAGACCAUGGGAAGAUAAUCAAGUCGGUCAAUGCCGAAUCCGCCGAUGCCGCGGAUAAAGUGACUUCCGUGGUCAUCGAGGAAAUCGAUGUCUUGACCAGAAGUGAGCCCAUUCGUAAUCUGGAGAUAGUUAGAACCAUGCAAUACGAUCAACCCAAAGAUGGCAGCUAUGACGAUGGAAAAUUAAUCAUUGUGACGGACAGCCAGGUGGUAGCCAUUCAAUUGCACCGCUGUCACAAUGACAAAAUCACCAGCUGCAGUGAGUGCGUCGCAUUGCAGGAUCCUUACUGCGCAUGGGACAAAAUUGCCGGCAAGUGCCGAUCCCACGGAGCGCCCCGAUGGCUGGAGGAGAACUACUUCUACCAGAAUGUGGCCACCGGCCAGCAUGCGGCCUGCCCCUCAGGAAAAAUCAAUUCCAAGGAUGCCAACGCAGGGGAGCAGAAGGGCUUCCGCAAUGAUAUGGACUUAUUGGACUCGCGACGCCAGAGCAAGGAUCAGGAAAUCAUCGACAACAUCGAUAAGAACUUUGAAGGUCCCCAAAUCUCUGCAGAUAUUAUCAACGCCCAGUACACGGUGGAGACCCUUGUGAUGGCCGUCUUGGCCGGCUCGAUUUUCUCGCUGCUGGUGGGCUUCUUUACAGGAUACUUCUGUGGUCGCCGAUGUCAUAAGGACGAGGACGAUAAUCUGCCGUAUCCCGAUACGGAGUACGAAUAUUUUGAGCAGCGGCAAAAUGUCAAUAGCUUCCCUUCGUCCUGCCGCAUCCAGCAGGAGCCCAAGCUGCUGCCUCAGGUGGAGGAGGUAACGUACGCGGAACCGGUGCUUCUACCCCAGCCGCCGCCGCCAAACAAGAUGCACUCGCCAAAGAACACGUUGCGCAAGCCGCCCAUGCACCCGAUGCACCAGGGCCCCAACUCGGAGACCCUCUUCCAGUUCCAGCCCGACGGCUACAAUACCCAGCAAUCGUAUCGCGGUCGCGACAACUUCGGAACCCUACGUUCCCACCAGGUGAUGGGCGACAACUAUAGGCGCGGAGAUGGAUUUUCCACCACCCGCAGCGUCAAGAAGGCUGUAAGCAACACAAACACACGAAACAGAAGUCUUGGUCGCGCAAGAAGACAGCCGCCCCGUCAUGGCAUUGUAACUCAACACCGUUCAAAUAGCCCCCAGCAGCAACAGCAGUCACAGCAGCCGCACUCCAGUUCCGGCUCCUCACCCGUAAUGUCCAACAGCAGCAGCAGUCCGGCCCCGCCAUCCAGCAGUCCCAGUCCGCAGGAGAGCCCCAAGAACUGCAGCUAUAUCUACCGUGAUUGAUUGAUAUGCAACACCAAAUCGAUGCCACUCAUCCAGGCGCAGUCCACGCACACCCAGCCACACCACCACCCACAUCCGCAUCCGCACCCGCACCCGCAUCCGCCCCUCGGUCCGACCACGCCCCCAGCACAGCCACUCGCCGAGAGUCCGAUUGUCGGCAGGACAUAUGCCAAGUCCAUGCCGGUGACGCCAGUUCAACCGCAAUCGCCGCUGGCGGAGACGCCUUCCUACGAGCUUUACGAACGCCAGUCCAACGCCAGGUUCUAUUUCAAUGAUGACGACGAUGAGGAUGAGGAGAUGGAGGACACCUCAUCGCUGGCCAUGAUCACACCGCCUCCGCCAUACGACACACCUCACCUGGUCGCUUCGCCACCCUUGCCGCCGCCCCGUAGGUUUCGCUUCGGCAACAGGGAGCUGUUUAGCAUGAGUCCUGCCGGAGGCGGAGCCACGCCAACGACCUCGGGAAGCUCCACCAACCGCGGCAGCAGCGCCAUAACGCCCACCAAGCUGAGUGCAGCGGCAGCGGCGAUGUUUGCCGCCCCCCAAAUGGCCACCCAGCUCAACCGGAAGUGGGCACACCUCCAGAGGAGGCGGCGCAGGCGCAACAGCAGCUCCGGCGAUUCCAAGGAGCUGGACAAGCUAGUGCUGCAAUCAGUCGACUGGGACGAAAACGAAAUAUACUAGCAAUAAGCCACUGAUCAGAAACAAAAAUACUAUCACACGAAAUGAAUAGACUACAAUUUCACUUUUUAAGACAUCUUCAGACAGUUGUUCUAUCAGUUGUGCUAUCUAGAAUGGAACUGGUUUCUGUUUCCUAAAAAGUGAACAAUGAACUAUAAAUUUAAUAAAAGACGUGUUUUUAGGCAGGAUAUUCAGAGCUUGAUAUUAAGGUAGUAAAUUGUAACCGACAUUGCGCUAGUCUCAAAUGAGGAGAGUAAAUUAUAUAAAUUGUAAUCUUUCACCUAUUAAGCAAAUGUUUAGAUUUUUUACAAUUUAAUGCAUUUUUAAUUUUAAAAAUUUAUUUUUUUUAAAAGAAUAAGGUCGAAACUAACAAAAUUCAUUCGACGUAAACUAAAUGUUUGAUUUAUUUGUGAAAAAUAUUUAGUUUAUUAAAAAAUCUAUUAACUGUGAUCUCCCUAACUAAAAAGUUACCAUUUACUACCUUAAAUUUUCACAAGUUCACAAGUGGCUUAUUCACUUCUCCCCCAACCCUCCCCCUCCCUUAUACGAUAAGUAGCAAUCGAAGAAAUCAUUCAUCAGCGAUAGGAAGUGGAUCGGGACUUACUUACACACAAAAGCCAGAGAAGUUAUACACGAGAUUUAUAGUUAUAUAGCCUUUACAUAUUCUAUUCCCAGAUCUGCUAAGUAUACACGAGCGUAGCAUAACAUACAUAUUUAUGACUAUAUACCUUUUGAUUACAUAGACACGGUUCAAGAAAGUUACGCUGAAUCGGAUCUGAUAAAUGAUAUUGUUAGUUACCACUGCAAAAAAUGAACAGUUGUAUAUAUUAAUCCUAAAGAUUGUCAAGACGUAACGUAAUCUAAGCAAAUCUUAUUCGAAUAGAGUAUACACGACAUACAAGAUUUUUUGCAUUUAACCCAGAGAAAGUAAAAAUAGAAUAAAUUUGAGAAGCAUAAAUAGUUGCGGAAGAUGAUGAAACAAAACAAAACGCUUAUUACUGAUUUACACAAAACAAAUUAAUUACCGAAAUAGUAGAAAGGCAAACAAAUUAGUAUUAAGCCGUCAAAAACCGGGGAAGUAUAAGGGAAUCGCAUUCGGGACUCAUUCCGAACUGGAUCUGGAACUGUAACUGUCAACUGCAAUGCAGCUUUCUAUCAUAAUCGAAUCCAUCGAGUGCUUUUUCUAUUGUCAAUUUAAGUUUCAGAGCCUUAAGCUGUAGUAGUUCUUCAGACUCCAGUGCUUCAGUCUGCCGUAGAAAAAUGUAAAUUAUGUACAGGACUAUAAGCAUUAUUUAACCGAUCUGUACAGAAAGCAGAAUGUGCGAUAUGUGCCAUAAUUGGGUAUGUGCCCACCAUGAGUUUAGUUGUUAUUGUUUGCAAUGAUUCAGAAUAGUUCUGUACUGAGAACCGAACUCGCUCUCUUUGUAUAUAUACAAACAUACCUAAAUAUGCAUGAUAAGGGACACACAAAUUUCAUGUGCAGUGAUCGAUCAAAAUUUAGUGAAAGCAUUUAAGUAAACUUUAGCCUAACCACAUAGGGUUUGUAUUAUAGAUUGGGCCAGAGAGCAGAACAAAACUUUUGAAAAUAUUUUCACUAGGGGCAUUGCUAAUGUUGUUCACGUAAUAGAGUAUAUUAGAAAUAGGCUAAGCUAAUCGGUACUCAAUAUUUUGUAUGAGAAACAUCAAUCAUCAUCCGAUCAAACUUGGAAAUUGCGUUGCAAAACGAGUAAAAAGCGUAGAAAUAUCUAAAUCAAAGCAAAUGUAUAAACUGAAACCCCAUAACAGACAGUAGACUUAAAGUAAAAAUACAAACGCAAGCGUAUAUAUUAAUUAAUAUAUACUUUAUCAAGCUGCAAUUUAGUGCUUUUGAUAUGCAAAUUUACUUUUUGACAAAAUGUAUACAACCGAAAAAUCAAGAGCGUAAAAACACAAAGUUGAAGAAAUGCGAUUAAAUUGAAAAAGCCAAAGACACAAACCAUAAAAAGAUUAUUUUUCAAAGUUAUUUAUCGUUAAGUUUAUUUAUUGGGUUUCUUUUUAUUUAUAAUUUAAUGUAUGUAUGUAAUUGCGCAACAAUAUACGUAGCAAGGUAGUGUCUGUUUAUGCUUACUUUGUUUUUAAAUUGAUUGAUUUUUUCCCACUUUAAGAUACCCGUGUCGAGUACUUUGAAAGCAAUACAAACACUUAAAAUGUUUAAGCAAAAAACAAACGCAAAGAAUCAGCCACAUAGAGUAGCAGCAGAUGGAUAAAACUAGGAAUACACUAGAGUUUUGAACUAAUUCUAGAUCUACGUCAUCUACUUAUACAAGUACACACAAGAUUAACUGAACCAGAUCAUUAACUUUUAUACACUUUACCAUUUACAUAUAUACAAGCAAACUGAAAGCCGAUUACCGAUUAUUCAAUAUAUAUACAAGGCAAAGUUGGACAUGUAAAUGUAAAUUAAGCCAGGUUGCAAUUGAAAGGUUUUACAGUAAAGCAUGCCUACAAACAUAAAUCAGCAACAAGAAGAUCAGAGAAUCCAUGAAUAUAUACUUAUACAUACAUAAAAAUAGAUGACCCAUAUACAUACACUUAUUAAAAACUUUAGAAGAAAGGUUCUUUAGAAAUGCUUUUAAAUAAAAAUAAAAAAAAAAUAAAAAAUGAACAAAGUGAUGUAAUAAACUCACAAAAACAACUUAUUUAAGAAAAAUAUUUUAUUAAAAACACGUAAUAUAAAAAAAAACAGAGUCAAGCGCAAAAAGUCAUCUAACGUUCUUAAAACUUUCAGAAAAAGGGCAUGCCUUUGUGAGAUAAGUCAACUCAGACACUUUUUUAGAAGAAAUUAGAGUUGAUAAAGCGACGUCGUUGAAGAAACUUUAAAGAUAAAUAUAAGCUAAACGGAAACGAUUUUUAACUUUCUCCGUAUAAGACGAAAACAAUUAUUACCUACAGAUUGUAGAGAGCGCAUUCGUAUUUGCUAAUUAGCAACUAUAAAACUAUAAAGAACAGCCAACACUUAAAAUUAGAAGAGAAACCAAGAACCCAAAUACCAAAAAAAAAAAACAACCCAAGAUACGACACACCCAAAUUUUAAUUUUUCAUUAAAAACUAUAUAUAUUCAAGUGCUUCUUACAUAAAAUAAAUAUAAAAAUAUAUGAAAAACUUAUAAAAGAUUAAAUGAUAUAUAUUGCGAGCAGGCAUUAUAAAUACCCACUAACUAGGUUAAGACAUUUACCACAAUCUUGAUCAGUACAUAAAAACUGCAUUAUUAUGUUUUGUGGAAUCAAGCGAACUAUUACAGAUAAUGGAAAUCAGAUUACUGAGCGGACUUAGAGUAAGCGUAAUAACUCUGUACGAUACCCUGUUCCGUUUGGUUGUAUAAUUUCUAAGUAGCCAGCUCUCUUACAUAUAGAAUAAAUACAAACACACACUGACACGUAAUCGAUGCAUUUUACUUACUUGAAGGCCAUAAACAAAACAAAGUUAAGCGAGUUCACGAAUUCAAUUUAUAUAAUUAUGUUAAGAUUUUAUAACGCAACAAGCCUAACGUAUGCAUUACCUAUAUGAAUAUUAUUAUGCAAAACUUUGUAAAUACUUCAUCAACCAAAUAAAUAUUCCUCAAAUCAAAAAAACAACAUCAGAUCCCUAACUGAAACAAUAUGAGCCGGAAGCAUUUAAUUUUCCCCAAAUGGCAUCACACCCACACACAGUUCUUAAGAGAUGCUUGAGCAUACGGUCCGCAAGUAUGUUACCCAUUCUUUAGCGGUUACAAAUACGUAAGGAUAAAUUAAAUUGUUGAAAAUGUAGCGCAAGAUCGUACUCAGUAACGAACUUAUCGAAAACCCCGAGAGUAUAACAAAUGCUUAAUCUAUAAGUUACGAAAGUUAGACACAAAACGGUACUUCCAAGCAACUAUAAAGCUAACAGCAAGCCAUUUAAGUGUAUGAACAAACACGCAAUCUAAACUUUAUGAAUUGAGUUCCCUAAUUCCGCUUAUAGGCACCGAAAGAAUAAACCCUGAUCUCCCAAAGAAGUUCGGAUUGGUAGCGGUUCGUGCAAAACGGUUCCCUCAUUUCCUCAUUCCUCGAGAGAAACCUUCUUUACAUAUAGAACUCCCUUUCGGAUUUCCUCAAGUUUUGGAUUUGGCUCAAAGCAAACGAUUCACAAAUGAAUACUUUAACUCUUUACUAUUGACGCGAGAAAUAUGCGGUAUCUUAAAUUAAAGCAGCACUGCAAAUCGAAGGUCUACGGCAUAAAAAAGAAAAAUAAAAACAACACGAACAACUAAAAAUUGUUAGUAAAAAGACUGAGCUACAAAAAAUAUAAAACAAAAACCAAGGAGACGAAGGAAAACAAAAGCAAAAAACAAAUCAGUGAAUCUUUGAUUAAGUGACAAAUUAAUCAAUGUACUUUUUUGGGUAAACGACUUUCCAUUCGUAUGAUUUCCGUAUGUCCUAAAUUUCGUUAGAAGUUCCUAGGGUAAUCGCAGGCAAACCGAUAAGUACACCACACGCAAUCGCGCCACUUUAAGGAACUUCUGCGUUUGUUUCUCACUUCACAAGGAUUAAUUAGUUGGAGGGAAGCAGCUAACAAAAUACGUAAUUUGAUACAUUAUUUUUAAGUUCGAAUCUGGAUUUGAGUAAAGAGGCUGUUUUCCUUUCGACCACUGCCACAGCAUAAUCGAGAUUAAAAUACAUAGAAAUAAUAUAUAUAAACACUUAUAUACAUAUAUAGACACAAGUAUAUAUGCAUAAACUUGCUUUUAGCUUUCCUAGAACUCUGAUUUCCAUACAUGAAAGUACAGUAAGCUGCGAGUCAUAGGAAAAAGCCAAUCUCAGACACGAAAAAAUUAAACUCAAUCUGAUGAAAAUGACACGAACCCAAAUUCGGUUCGAGACAAACCAAACGGAUCGAAAUUCAUUUUGAAGAAAGUCACACACAAGUUUAACAAGCAUGGCGAAAAGAGAAAUAGAGUAAAGAAAACCAGCAUAUUAUUAAUGAUUAUUGUAUUGUAUUAUUAUAACUGAAAUAUUUAGAUGAAAUGACGAUUCUUAAUUAUAACACAUUAUUAUAAAUACAUACCGGACAAGCCGAAACAAAACAAGAAAUUGAAUAUUGAACUUUAACAAGAAAAAAAAACAAAACGGAGGGAAUGAAAUCGAAAAAUAAUUAAAAAGGAAAAUAUAGAGAAAAAUAUUAUAUUAUGAA
Molecule: messenger RNA, 9824 nt
Organism: Drosophila biarmipes
Lineage: Eukaryota; Metazoa; Arthropoda; Insecta; Diptera; Drosophilidae
Gene: Sema1a
Product: semaphorin-1A
Exons: 21
Biological process (GO): negative chemotaxis; neural crest cell migration; semaphorin-plexin signaling pathway
Molecular function (GO): semaphorin receptor binding; chemorepellent activity
Source: RefSeq, a predicted model, not a curated record